Messenger RNA from Gadus chalcogrammus (walleye pollock), 2737 nucleotides. It is a transcript of the gene rskrb, whose product is annotated as ribosomal protein S6 kinase related b. Bases 277 to 1692 code for a protein of 471 amino acids. Lineage: Eukaryota; Metazoa; Chordata; Actinopteri; Gadiformes; Gadidae. The transcript has 13 exons. Gene Ontology annotation, biological process: protein phosphorylation. Gene Ontology annotation, molecular function: ATP binding; protein serine/threonine kinase activity. The record is from RefSeq and is a predicted model, not a curated record.
UGUCCGUAAAGGGGAUUAACUUGUUUAUCUCGUCGUAUCUUGCAUCUGUUUGUUGGUACACGCGAGGCAUACUUUAAUUACUAAACAAUAACAUACCGCCAUAACAAGUGCUCCAUAGACGAAGGCCUACUUAAUUGUUUUGGCUAUAACAGUCUUCGAUCUACGCUGCGUUUGGAAGUGAUCCGGACGCCACGGUACACGGCGCGUAUUGCGAUGCGAGUGCAUGGUUGAGAGGAGGUCCCCCUAUGAGGUCGCUGUGGUGAUCACCGUCCGGAGAUGGGGGCCGAUGCCAGUAGAACUAGGAAGAGGCCCAGCGAGGACGAGCAGAGCUCCUCCGGGUGGCGUGGCUUCCUCUCUGGGGUGGGCCUGUCUCUGCCGGGGGGGUUGUGCCACCUGACCCCGACGGCCCUGCGUCUGGGCCCUCGGAGGAUGCUCCAGGCCAAGGCCCCUGACAUCCCCGACCACGUGCUGCGCCUGGCAGGGGUGGGACCCGACAGGCUGAGGGCUGAGUGGAGCCUGCCCAACUUCAUCUCCAUGUUCCUGCCUGAGUUUCCCCACAGGAGCGGCCCUGGACCCCAGGACUUCCAGGUGCUCGGUUACAUUGCCAAAGGAUCUUUCGGACCCAUCCUGAAGGUCAAAGACAAGGUCAAACAGAAAAUCUACGCAGUCAAGGUUAUACCCAAGUCGGAGAUCUUGAGGCAUGGUGUUCUGGAACAAUCUAAAGAGGAAGUCAUAGUCCAGCGUCAGGUCCAUCACCCAUUCGUCCUUGACCUCCAGGACUGCUGGCAGACCCAGCGCCACCUCUACAUUAUGUGUGACUACUGCAGCACAGGGGACCUGUACACGUACUGGGUGAUGAUUGGUCGGUUCUCAGAGGACACCGUGAGGGUGUACGCCGCUGAGCUGGGAAGUGCUCUGGGAUUUCUUCAUGAUUUCGGAGUCAUUCACAGAGAUGUGAAGAUGGAGAACAUCCUGCUUACAGAAAAUGGCCACCUCCGUUUAGCAGAUUUUGGUUUGUCCCGUCGGCUGGAGCGGGGUGGACGGGCCUUCACCAUCUGUGGAACCAUCCAGUACAUGGCUCCUGAGGUUCUGAGUGGUGGACCCUACAACCACGCCGCUGAUUGGUGGUCCCUGGGCAUCCUCCUCUUCUCAUUGGUUACUGGAAGGUUCCCCGUGGCUCCAGAGGUGGACCACUGCCUGAUGCUGCGGAAGGUGCGCUGUUUCCCCUACGAGAUGCCCCUGGACCUGACCCCCCCUCUAGUCAUACUCAUCACAGAGCUGCUGUGUAAGACGCCAGCGAGACGUCUCAGGACGCUGGAGCGGUUCAGGCGGCAGACCUUCUUCCAUGGAACCACGUCGGACCUGGUCCUGCUCCAGCGCCAGCCCGUUGAUGUGAUCCUAGAGCUGAGAGAGAGACCGGACCGCUCUGCCAAGGCUCGGCGAGGGCUCACCUUGUCCCUGCAGCCUUUCCGGGGCUUCGACUACGACUCUCUGCUCAGCCCACCCGAGACCCCCGUUGCACACCCGGAUGAGCUCACACAGACCCUUCCCUCCUCCGCCCCGCCUGGCCCAGGGCAGCCCCUCGAUGACCCCACACAGAGCGACCCUGCCUCCGGCCUGCCUGGCCCAGCGAGCCUGCUCCUGCGUCAGGCGUCGGUGGAAACCGUCUCUAGGUGUGAGGUGUUUGUGUGAAGAAACUUGUGGAUUGGUAGUAGUACCAAUAUGACAAUUACAAGGCUACUUAUUUGAACUCACACAGAGGGAUAACACUGUGUAAAGCGUGGUGGGGGAGCUUCCUGCGACCAAUCGGUCUAGUUAAAUUACCUUGACUUUCAUUCCUUUUUUGUAACCGUGCGGCUACAUGCACGUAUCCCGAAAUAAUUUGCCUUCCUGUGAUGAAUACGCAACCCUUCAUCACAUUGGUUUACAUACUGUUACUGAUAUUUUCCUAGAACAAUAUAUUUGUUACAACAGGACAGAAAAUCACAGGAUGAGUUAAAGCAAUCUCCUUCCUAUCUUGGUUGAUCAGGUAUUUUUCUUUCAAGGUAACUACACAUUUUGUAGACCUUGAAUUCUCUGUCUGAUUAUUAUGGAGAUCAGUCUCAAACAAUAUGAGCAGCACAGUGUGAUCUGUCCAUAUUCUAGGGGUAGACAACAUGGGCCUAUACAUAUAUGCAAUAUUUUUUAGAAAGGUGAUUGUUUGCCCACUUCAAACUAUCAGUGUAUUCCAACCUAGCUGAGUUAUUUAUGAUUUAAAGACUAACAAAGAAAAUUACUAUGACAAGUAUUUAAACAUCAGAAUGUUGUCCUGGAUGCAGGUUGAAGGAUACAACACUGUUGGCAAAAUAGUUUUUAUUUAUUAUUUUAUAAAAAAAUAAAUAACCAAAAAACGUAAAACAUAGGCAUGCUUCCAUCUGUAGUCCUUCCAUAAGACUCUCCAAGACCGCCAACUGCCUGAAGUCUAGCCCCGUCCCACACAACUGCCCCUAUAUAUUAUAUUUAUAUUAUGCAUGACAUAUUAUAUAUUCAGAUGUGAAUGCCUUUUUCUUAUGUUUUGGACUGAUUCCCCUCGACAUUCAUGACAUUGCGCCUGAAGAGCACAUUGUGGGUUUCCCCCCGUGUCUCCGAAAUGUACAAUUCUUUUUUAUUUCCUAAAAGCCACUGGGACUGUAAAUAAUUGUUAUAUUAUUGGCAAUAAAUAAACAAUUUAUAAAACAAGUUAUUGUUUAUUUGUUGU